Molecule: messenger RNA, 1164 nt
Organism: Striga hermonthica
Lineage: Eukaryota; Viridiplantae; Streptophyta; Magnoliopsida; Lamiales; Orobanchaceae
Source: the annotation of a GenBank genome assembly
AUGCCCGUCAGUAUUGCUGACCCGCCGCCGCACAUAGAGAAGAUGAAGGCGGCAGCGUCGGACGCGGCGGCCACCCAACGCAACGCCAUCCCGUUCAACGACGCCAUUAAUGGCCAGGAGCUUCGUGGCCGUGAAUUAAUCUCAACCCCGAGCCGCCGACAGUGGCAGUCCUGUCUCGAUAGCUCUGGCGAUGAAUAUUGUUGCCGCAACCAUGGUGGUUUUGUCCGCCGUGAAAGUGGAGCUCGUCAGAUGCGGAACUCUGAUUUUACUGAUUAUCGUGUAUCCUCCGCUGUCGGGCAAUUAUUUACUUCCAUCAUGAAGUACUUGGAAUAUACUCCUCUGGACCGAAUAAAUGAUUUCUUGAACCAUGUAAAUCUUGGAGAACGUACUAUCAAAGGAUGCCUGGAAGCUUACUCAUGCAAACAUACAGGAACAGAUAAGAAGCUGUCUCUCAGCCUGGAGAAUGAGAUUCUUGAUCACCUUGCAAAGUCAUCCGAUACUGACUCCUCACCAAUUGAAUAUCUUUUUAGUAGAUCGAGCCGGAAGACACUGGUUUAUCUUCUUUUAACUCUUCAUCACAUGUAUCCGGACUACGACUUCAGUGCAGUGAAAGCUCACGAGUUCUUCACAGAAGAAAGCUGGGACAGUUUUAAGCAGAUUUUCGAUGUUUAUAUGUUUGAAGCCUCAAAGGAGUGGCUCGAGGAGAACGAAGGAGGAUCCCUACUUGAGGCCUUGUACAAAGCCUUAGAUGAGGUUGUAAAACUAUCAGAAUGUGAAGUUUACAGUUACAACCCUGAGGCUGAAGCAGAUCCACUCCUUGAGAAAAGAGCUAUAUGGUCAUAUCAUUUCUUCUUCUACAACAGAAAGCUUAAGCGUGUUGUAAGCAUUCGUUUUAGCUGCUCAAGCAACUUGAUGAGUGAAGGCUUUUAUGACGACGAGUUGAGUCAGGAGGAUGAAGUUGUUGGGUAUUUUCCCGUCGAAGGCCUGCUCGAAGCGCCGUCAAUCUUUGGAGGUAACAUGCAGCCAGGUAGAGUCCAAAAAGCUCCCGGUCAGUCUCGGGCUCAUCCUGGUUGGUCCCGAACAGCAGCCAAAGCAAGCUUGGACAGCUACCGAGCGAUCCUCGACAGCGCUAAACGAUGUCGGACAACACCUCGUAGUCCCUAA